AUGGCGAAGAAAGCCAAGUCCCGCACGAUCGCAGUGCGCCUCAUCAGCAUGGCCAUGACGGGCUACUACCGGACGCUGGUGCGGCCACGCACGUCGCGGCCCCUGAGCAUGUUGAAGUACGACCCCGUCGUCAAGAAGCAGGUCUUGUUCCUCGAGCAGAAGCGGGGUGGCAAGAAUUGA
Messenger RNA from Exophiala bonariae, 180 nucleotides. RefSeq lists its product as uncharacterized. NCBI's taxonomy places the organism in Eukaryota, Fungi, Ascomycota, Eurotiomycetes, Chaetothyriales, Herpotrichiellaceae. Gene Ontology annotation, biological process: translation. The coding region runs from base 1 to 180 and encodes 59 amino acids. Gene Ontology annotation, cellular component: ribosome; mitochondrion. The transcript is spliced from 2 exons. Gene Ontology annotation, molecular function: structural constituent of ribosome. The record is from RefSeq and is a predicted model, not a curated record.